Molecule: messenger RNA, 627 nt
Organism: Tachysurus vachellii
Lineage: Eukaryota; Metazoa; Chordata; Actinopteri; Siluriformes; Bagridae
Gene: lyrm2
Product: LYR motif containing 2
Exons: 3
Coding region: 85-351 (88 amino acids)
Cellular component (GO): mitochondrion
Source: RefSeq, a predicted model, not a curated record
UCACUUAAACUCCUCUCCGGUCCACUAGGCGGCAGUAAAGCGCCAUAACGUGGUGAGGUCAAGUUUGACCGUGGCAACCAAAAUAUGUCGGUGUCAAGAUUUCCAGCUUCGACACUGAACCUCAAACAGUUUUUGCAGAGACAAAAAGUUUUAGGUCUGUACCGUAAUAUGUUGAGGACAAUCCGAAAAGUUCCAGAUGAAGCAGAUCGUAAAUAUCUGAAGGAUUGGACAAGAGAGGAGUUCAAGAGGAACAAGGAUGCUGCAGAUCAGGAUGCCGUCAGGAUGAUGAUCACGCAGGCCAACAAUCACCUGGAGGAGUUGAAGAGAUCUCUCGCUCUGGCUGGAAGGUGAACACAAGUAGCUUCAGAGACGGUGUUGAGAGAGAAACACUGACACAGCACAAGCCUAAGCUGUGAGCACUGUUUGAUUGUGUAGCAGGAGACUCCUGCAUGUCCAGACUGCCCUGUUCUUACUCGUCCUGACUCUAAUACACCUGAGUGUGUGUUCGAGCAGAGAAAUCGUUAAAUUGUGUUGGGUUAGAUUUUCUUUUUCAUACAAAAGUCUCUUCAUAUUGAAGUUUUUAAAACCAAGCAAGUUGAAUAAAUCUAGCUCAUAUUUCAAGCUGGA